UGGCAUGUUCAGUGAAUAGGUGAAAGGGUGUUGUCAGUUUUUUCUUAAUACAGAUAAUAUGGCUUCAGUCGUAGAACCAGCAAUUGGUUCUAACCACAGUCUCAUGAAACUCCACUUCAUGCAAUUUGCAGCAGGUGGUUGUGCAGGUUUUGUAGAGGUGUCUUUAAUGCACCCUCUUGAUCUUGUAAAGACAAGAUUCCAGGUACAGAGAGGGCCGGAUGAUCCUAACCGCUAUACCUCACUUGCAGACUGCUUCAAAAAAAUGUAUAGAAAUGAAGGGGCAUUGUCAUUUUAUAAAGGAAUUUUACCUCCACUGAUGGCAGAAACUCCUAAGCGGGCUGUGAAAUUCUUUACAUUUGAAAGAUAUAAAGACAUGUUUUCUUCUAUUAAGGCUUUACCUGAUUCAUCUGUUCUCUUUAUGGCAGGAUUGUUUUCUGGACUUACUGAGGGAGUCAUUAUAAAUCCAUUUGAAGUUGUGAAGGUUAAAUUACAAACUGAUAGACAUGCUUUUAAGGAGACAGGAAGCACAAUUGCUACUGCAAGGGAGAUAAUAAAGAAUGAUGGAUUUGGACGUCGGGGGUUAAACAAAGGCCUACCAGCCACCCUGGGUCGACAUGGUGUGUUCAACAUGAUCUACUUUGGCUUUUAUCACAAUGUUCGAGAUUUAAUACCCCAGGCAGAGACUCACAGUCUGGAAAUAGGAAGAAAACUAUUGAUAGGCUUUGUGUCAGGGACAAUAGCUUCAUGUAUUAACAUUCCAUUCGAUGUUGCCAAAAGCCGGAUUCAGGGGCCACAACCUGUGCCAGGAGAGAUCAAGUAUAGGACUUGUUUUGCAACUAUAGCUACAGUUUAUAGGGAAGAGGGCUAUCUAGCUUUGUAUAAGGGUCUUUUACCAAAAAUUCUGCGAUUAGGGCCAGGAGGUGCAAUCAUGUUGCUGGUUAAUGAAUAUGCCUUUAAGUGGAUGAAGGAAAAUUUGUGAUAAAUAUUAAUCAUGUUAUUUUAUUCAUAUGUUUUCUUACUUGAACUUUUUAAUUCCACUAUAAAUCAGUGCCAAAGAUCUUUUUGAUAUCAACAAAAAGGUCAUUUUUGAACUAUUUCUCUUGAUGGAACUUUUAAGAAAAAGAAUGCUUUUUAAAGUACCUGAAACAAUGUGGCAAAUGAGCAAAUAAUGAAUGCUACAUAGCAUAUUUAAUGGAAAAUGAAUAAACUUCAAAAGGCAAAUAUGCUUGAAUUACAUGAGCAUAUUUAUUUUUAAUUAUUUCAAUGUUAAUAUUGAAAUAAUUUUAUCUUUGAUAAUUUAAUCCAAUAAAAACAAACUGAGAAAUAUCAAUUCAAAUUAAAUUAAAAUAUGUUGAAGCUUGUAGUGUGAUUGCAUGUCCCUGGAUAAAGAUUUGAGUGAUAUGUAAUAUCUUCCAAAAUUCAGGGUAGCAGCAUGUGAAAAAUAGAUUUUAUUUCUACGUUGAGCACCUUUUGUAUUGAUAACAAAAAAAUCAAACAAACAAUCAUCUGGAGAAUCAGAUGAAUGGUAAUUAUAAGGUUACUCCACCCAUUCAAUAUGUUGUGCAUGCAUGGACAGUAAAUGAGAUUAAUUUUACUUCCAAAGAUAUGGACUUCUCAUUUCACUGGAGUGUCCUCUUUACUACUAUAAAAGUUUUGUAAAUAUUUCCUGUGCCAAAUAAUAACAGAUUAUUUUGGUAAUUAUGUUUACUAUGAUAUUUAGAGUUAUUUCCCUUUUCCUCUUGGCUUACUUUUCCUGCUUUCUUUUAGAGAAGAGUUCUAACAAUGAAGCAUUUGAAAAUGGCCUCUAGGCAAUAUGAUUCAAUAUUGCUGUUUUCUAUGGUUUAUUGUUCAUUAAUGAAUACUUUAUGUGAGAUUUUUUUGUAUGUGUGAAAACUAUGUAUAUGUAAUAGUAUUUACAUUUUAAUUUUGAUGAUUUUGAAUAAAUCCAACAGAAUAUAGACCCAAAUGAAAUAAAUUUUCUAUUUUUAUUUUCUAA
This is a messenger RNA of Saccostrea echinata, 1996 nucleotides long. Its product is annotated as mitochondrial 2-oxodicarboxylate carrier-like. The record is from RefSeq and is a predicted model, not a curated record. NCBI's taxonomy places the organism in Eukaryota, Metazoa, Mollusca, Bivalvia, Ostreida, Ostreidae. Bases 59 to 979 code for a protein of 306 amino acids. The transcript is spliced from 8 exons. Gene Ontology annotation, biological process: transmembrane transport.